Messenger RNA from Mercenaria mercenaria, 10679 nucleotides. RefSeq lists its product as uncharacterized. Lineage: Eukaryota; Metazoa; Mollusca; Bivalvia; Venerida; Veneridae. The record is from RefSeq and is a predicted model, not a curated record. The coding region runs from base 119 to 2773 and encodes 884 amino acids. The transcript has 2 exons.
UGCUAUGCUUAAGCGACUUUGAUAGUUUACUUCCGGGUUUUGAUAUUUUUUGAGAAAACAAACAAAAUGUUAUCUUAGCUCAUAUAGUGUUUGAGGAACGAUAGUGAAGGUUGAAGAAAUGUUUGUGUAUCUUCGACUUGACAAAACUGUCAAACGUUUAACAAAUGUCACACUCCAGCAUUGUUACAAACCAUGUGUUAGUACCUUUACAGAGGAGAGGGUAGAACCUGCUCUGUGGUACAAAGUUUUAGUUCUCGACUCAAUUUUGGUUGAUUGUGAAUUGAGGACAGUGUACAUUAAUUAUGAGAAACAUCAUGAAUCUGAUAUACUCCACAGUUGUCUCCCGGAGGAGCUCAGUACGAAACAGGUUGUGGACUUCUUCAGAAAACGAGAACAAAUCUUCAAAGACAGUGGCUGCUAUGAUUUUGAUCCUACUGUUGAUGAGCUGUUUGACACAGCUGGACAAAUCUUCUAUAACUUGGACCCAGAGGUGAUCGACAAGGAAGGGAACAAUGCUACAUACGAGGAACUGUUGAAGAUGCUUCAUGUAUUUAUCCUGCCAGAGAUAAAAUUUCAGACGAAGGAACGACAUUGCAUUAGCGAUGUUUUACAAACAAUUGAAGAACAGCAUGAAUAUAUUGAAGAUCUUAUACAGAAAAAAGAUAAGACCAAACGAAACACGGAAAACUCACUGUCCAAACAAAGGCAGAGUCUUUUACUUACUGAGAAUUUCUCAAGUGCUAGAUACGUUUCAUCACUUGAUGACACGUUUUUGAGUAUUUUCUUACAACAUUUGGAGAAAGACAUAAGACAGUUAAAUGAGGUCUUAUUAGCGUCAGACAGACAGGUGGGAUCUUUGAGAAAUUCGGUUUCAAAGAAAGAUAUAUCUAAAUUGGAAAGUGCGAGAGCUGAAAGCAAUGAAAUAAAUAGUGCCUUAGAAAGAGCUAUAAUUGCUAGAGAAGAAAUAAAAAACGUGAUCUCCAGGAAACAUGUGAGGAAGAAGUUCAAGAAAAACAGAGAUAGCACUGCUGACUUCCAUGAGCUUUAUGUUGAAGUGACAAAAAGAUUAGAUAAAGUAAAUUCAGAAAUCAGAGAGCUUAUAAUAUCAAAGAUAAAGUUGUCAAGUGUCCGCGAAGCAGCUUUACUCACCUUGAAAGAAAUAGACAGUGACGGGGUUUCUUACGGAUACAAUAGGAAAAAAGGAUCAUUUGAAAUUGAAACAGAUUUGUUUGAUCCAAGUCACAAGCCAGAAGAGUGGGCGACAUUGACUGAACGUGUUAAAACUUACAUGCAUGUAAAACAAGCUGGUUUUCGCUCUGGAUAUGAAAAAUUUUGCUCACAAAUAAAACUCAAGUGCCAGCACCUGUUUGAUGAGUCCAAAAUGUUUGGCAUUUCCCAAGAACAACGUGGUUCACCAGUAUCACCUACAACUGCUCAAUUUAUAAAUACUAUUGGAAAUGAGGCAGUGUCUCGGAGAUCAAAAGUUACGUCCAAUACAGAUUACACUGCAAUAAAGGUUAAAUCAGCCACCAUGGAAAGAAGACCGCGAGGUUACUCCACAAGAUGGUCCAUUGGAUGUGUUCCCAAACACGAAUGUGAAGCUAUUUGCAAGGAAGUGACCAAUCAUAUUUCUGAUGUGGCAUAUGACCUUGCUGUAGAAAUGAAAGGUUCAAGUGAAAUUUUGAAAAGUUUCCAUAGUAAAUUAUACGUUUGUUAUGAGGAGCAUGUCUCCUCUGAGCUAAUGCCAAUUUUGAGCGAACUUUAUGAACAAAGUUACAGAGAUCAGUGUGAAACUCUUGCCAUGUGGUUGGCUAGAUAUUCAUGUGACAUAACAUUCAUGCAAAAAACAUUAACAAGUUUGUUUGAUGGCUCCCCUGAUUCUAGUGAAGAAGAUUCAAGAGAAGUGUCAUUAGAUUUGGAAGAAACUGAGGUCAAGGUUCCUUUAGGCAGUUCUAAGACUGACACAAUAGGUUCUCUUAGCCUGAAAAAUUUAUCUCUAAAUGAGUUGUAUGAUAAGUUUAACAAGCAGAGUGAAGAUAUGCCUCAGAGUUUUGUAGGUGCUCUAGACAUGGAUUACGACGGUUUUCUUGUCAUUGAAGGUGCUGAUGAUAAACAUGAAGAUGUGUUCCAAAAUGAAAACCAUCAAGAUAAUUCUCAUGUGGUAAAUGGAACAGAAGGUUGUUAUAAGGCCUCCUGUGAUGUUAAAUUAGGUGAAAAUGAAUCAGAGUUGGGUGAAACAGAUCUCAAUGGCGAGGCUUCUGGAAAUUCUCAAGUUCGAAGUACACAAGAAAACAUGAUCCUUGGACUUCCAACUUACAGUGAAGUCAUUCUGCGAGAAAAGCAAUCAAACACACCACCUCCAUAUUCCUCCUUUCUCUCUCAGAAAGACAGAUUUUAUAAGGAAUUUGAACAGUUUUUUACGUUAGUCCAUGAGGAAGACAGCGCUUGUACACUGUUUGGAAAGUUACGUCAGAUGACGCGUAUAAACAAGUAUGUUGAAAAUCAGAUAACGAGACUACGCUCAGAGCAUAGCAAAAAUAGCAUAACAUGUACGGAUGACAUUUUGGAUGUGAUUAUAUUGCUUCUGUGCAAACUCGAAUCACCGUGGUUACUGAAGUUGUAUGCCCAUUUGAACCUUACGAUACAUUUAAGCCCACCGUUUAUGCAGGGAAAUGCCCAUGACUACUCUCUCGUAAAUAUUAGCGUCGCGUAUCAGCAUCUGUUUGAGCAGCAAGUCCUUCACAAGUCAGCAGCACCUAUUCCUAAUGUGUGACAUGACCGAAAAUGUGUGACAUGACUGAAAAUGAAAAAUGUGAAACUAUGAUGAUUUUUAUUUAGGCCAGUGUUGAUAUCACAAUAUUCUUGAAUAUGUCAUAUUUUAAUAAAAUGUGUGAAAUAUCUAUAGAAAUGAACUGAGAUUCUGUGAUGUUCAUCAUUGUUAGUUUAGGCCUUUCAAGCAAUAUUGUUUUUUUCCAGUAGCAUGCAAAGGUUGUGUUUUUUUGGUGGGGGAUGGGGGCAGGGAAUUGUUUAACAAUGAAAAAAGCAACACAGACAAAAAGGUAUUAACAUGUAGCGAAAUUAUCAAUCAUUUUUUCAACACAUUAAAACACUAAGGGUCGGAACAAAUUUUUAGGGUAGGUCGGGAUACCAGACACAAACAAUUUUUUAAGUUAACUUCAGUAUUUAUCUCACAAAUAUCUCUCUAUUUAAAAAAAUGUCUGCUUUGAAACACUAUUCUCUCUCAGUCCCUCAACUUGUGCAACAAAUUGUGAGAAACGUAAAAGUAAUGUUCCACUUUGUCUUCUCGCUUGAAGGUUUCAGUGUUCAGCAAGUUAAAAAAAAAAGCAGGUUUUUUUUAUCUAUGUUUCUAUGGAAAUAGUUGUUCUUUAUAUAUAAUUAAAAAAAAAAUAUAUAAACACAUGUAAAGCAAAACAGAAUUAUAAUAGAUUAUAGUAGGAUUAUAUUUGACACUGUGUUUAGACUAAACAUUCUUGUCAUUAAAUUGGUAAAAAUGAUUGUUGUGAUCUGCUGGGCAUUAUUAAAAUUGAAUGUAUAAGUUAAAGUAUAUUAAGUGCUUUUAAAAGUUUUGAUCCUUUUUUUUAGCUCACCUGAGCACGAAGUGCUCAAAGGUGAGCUUUAGUGAUCACCCUGUGUCCGGCGUCCGUCGUCGUCCGUCGUCCGUCCGUCCGUCCGUCCGUCCGUCGUCAACAAUUUGACUGUUAACACUCUAGAGGUCACAUUUUUGACCCAAUCUUAAUGAAACUUGGUCAGAAUGUUACCCUCAAUAAAAUCUUGGACGAGUUCGAUAUUGGGUCAUCUGGGAUCAAAAACUAGGUCAUCAGGUCAAAUCAAAGGAAAAGCUUGUUAACACUCUAGAGGUCACAUUUUUGGCCCAAUCUUAAUGAAACUUGGUAAGAAUGUUACCCUCAAUAAAAUCUUGGACGAGUUCGAUAUUGGGUCAUCUGGGGUCAAAAACUAGGUCAUCAGGUCAAAUCAAAGGAAAAGCUUGUUAACACUCUAGAGGUCACAAUUUUGGCCCAAUCUUAAUGAAACUUGGUCAGGAUGUUACCCUCAAUAAAAUCUUGGACGAGUUCGAUAUUGGGUCAUCUGGGGUCAAAAACUAGGUCACCAGGUCAAAUCAAAGAAAAAGCUUGUUAACACUCUAGAGGUCACAUUUUUGGCCCAAUCUUAAGGAAACUUGGUCAGAAUGUUACCCUUAAUAAAAUCUUGGACGAGUUCAAUAUUUGGUUAUCUGGGUUUAUAAACUAGGUCACCAGGUCAAAUCAAAGGAAAAGCUUGUUAACACUGUAGAAGCCGCAUUUAUGACUGUAUCUUCAUGAAACUUGGUCAGAUUGUUAAUAUUGAUGAUCUUAAGGUCCAGUUUGAAUCUGGGUCAUGUAGGAUAAAAAACUAGGUCACCAAGCCAAAUUAAAUGAAAAGCUAGUUUACACUGUAGAGGCCACAUUUAUGACCGUACCUUAAUGAAACUUAGUCAAAAUGUUAAUCUUGAUGAUCUAUAGCUCAAGUUCAAAUCUGGGGUAGGUGGGGUCAAAAACUAGGUCACUAGGUCAUAUCAAAGGAAAAGCUUGUUAACACUCUAGAGGCCAUAUUUAUGACUAUAUCUUCAUGAAACUUAGUCAGAAUGUUAAACUUGAUGAUCUUUAGGGCAAUUUUGAAUCUGGGUCAUGUCGGGUCAAAAACUAGGUCACCAGGUCAAAUCAAAGGAAAAGCUGAUUAACACUGUAGAGGCCACAUUUAUGACCAUAUCUUAAUGAAACUUGGUCAGAAUGUUAAUCUUGAUGAUCUUUAGGUCAAGUUUAAAUCAGGGUCAGAUGGAGUCAAAAACUAGGUCACUAGGUCAUAUCAAAGGAAAAGCUUGUUAACACUCUAGAGGCCACAUUUAUGACUAUAUCUUCAUGAAACUUAGUCAGAAUGUUAAACUUGAUGGUCUUUAGGUCAAGUUCGAAUCUGGGUCAUGUCGGGUCAAAAACUAGGUCACGGGGGUCAAAUAAAAGGAAUAGCUAGUUAACACUUUAGAGGCCACAUUUAUGACCAUAUCUUAAUGAAACUUGGUCAGAAUGUUAAUCUUGAUGGUCUAUAGGUCAAGUUUAAAUCUGGGUCAGGUGUGUUAAAAAACAAGGUCACUAGGUCAAAUCAAAGGAAAAGCUUGUUAAGACUCUAGAGGCCAGAUUUAUGACUGUAUCUUCAUGAAACUUAAUCAGAAUGUUAAUCUUGAUGAUCUUUAGGUCAAGUUUAAAUCUGGGUCAUGUGGGGGCAAAAACUAGGUCACCGGGUCAAAUAAAAGGAAAAGCUAGUUAACACUUUAGAGGCUACAUUUAUGACCAUAUCUUAAUGAAACUUGGUCAGAAUGUUGAUCUUGAUGAUCUUUAGGUCAAUAGGUCAGGUGAGCGAUACAGGGCCUUCAUGGCCCUCUUGUUUAGUUCACCUAAACCAAUUCAGUGUGUCAGAAUGUUUAUUUAAGAGUUUUAGUGAGCGACUUAAGGCCACUGUGGCCAUCUUUGGUUAUUUUUAUUCUGUUGGAAAGUGUCUGUAAAUUGUAUUUUUAUGAAAAACUUUUUUGUCCUUCUGAGAUGAUGAUGGUGUUCUGAAUUAUGUGAUAGUAUGACAAAUUUAGCACAGUUAACCCUGUUGAAAAUUUAGCACAGUUAAAUAACCCUGUUGAAUUUCAUCAGAAAUAUAGUUUGCAUGUUCUUAAUUAUCCCAUAUCAUGCUGGACAUGAUUGAUUCUGGCUUUGCAACCAGUGUAGACCAUGAUCAAUCUUCACAUCUAUGCUGUCUGAUCAUGGUCUGAACUUUUGGCUAUUCGUCAGUAAAUUUUUAGUUAACCCCCAUUCAAAAGGUAAAUGGUACUGCCCAGAUUGGAAGAUGGACUAGUCCAUUUCAGAAAUUUAGCAUAUUCACAUUUUGGUGGUUUGUCACAUUUAAACAAUAUUUCUGGACACUUUUAACUUCUAAAUUAAAUAAAUGUAUUCUAUAGAAAUUAAUAAAUUUUAAGAAACAAAAAGGCCCAUUACAUAGAGUUAGAUUUCUAUUAGAAAUAGUUUUUCUUGAUUUUUAUCAGCUUUUAUGAUUACACUCUUUAAUGCAAAAGUAUGUCAAACAGUUGGAUAUUUCUUUUUUUUUUAAUGAAAUAUCUAGUUUUGAGUAUGUAUUCAGUAGAUAAGAGAUAAUUCAACAAUCUGGAUUGGAUUAAAAGGCAGGUUUUAAAAUUACAUACAGCUUUUUCGAUUUUAUCUAGACUGUAUAGCCAAGAUAGGCAGAUGUAGGUAGUUAACAUUUCUCAAUGAAUUUCAACAAAAAAUAUACAUGUAGUUGUUUGUGCAAAUUGUUAACAAAUAUAACACAAUAGCACUUAACAUUUACUUGAAAAGAACAUAUUUUCGCUGUGUCAAGAUUUGGCGAAUUUGAAAUUUAGAGUCUGUUUACGAAGUUUAGUAAUAUUCAUGAAAUUGUAGAAAUGGUUUCCGUUGUAACUUGAAUUAGGAUUUUACUAAUUGUGACUAUUUACACAAUGACUGAUUUUCACAAGAUGUAGGACCAGGCGACUAUAGCAAAAAUUUAACCCUUUUCUGCUUUUACCGUAUAUCAUUUCUUAGGCAAAGUAUGUUUGUCAAUUUUAUACAUACGCUUAAAUAACUCUUACCUUGUUUAGGCAACCAGGAUAAGAAAAUCAAGUUUUAGAAAUACCUCUAGUAAAAAUCUGACUUGUUUAAAGUGUCAAGUGGAUACAAGUGAGUUUAAAUGUAUUGAUUAAAUCAAUAAAUGUUAAAUUUCUGAACAAAUCCAUAUAAUGAACAAAAUCUGAUGAACAACUAAGUGGAAAACUACUUUUAACUUUGGGAAGUGUUACAAUGCUUAAUAUGCAGUUUCAGAAUUUAUCUUUUCAUGUAUUUCCAGGCUAAUUGUAUUCUCAAAAACGGAAAAAGAAUUACUUGUGAACAUGUUAUUAUUAUAUGAUUAUUGUCUGAAAAAAGUCAUACAAAAUUUGUACAGUUCAAAAAAUGUCUUUACAAUUGAAAUAUUUCUUUACAAAUUUACCUAAGCAAUUAAAAUGUUUUAAUGGUCAAUCUGAAGUCAAAAUGAAAAGUACUGAUCUAUAAACUAUAUUGAAAUUCCAUUCGUUUUACACUUUUCUUCAAAAUAUCUUUUAUUCCGAUUAUGAACAAAAAUGAAAUAUAUUUGUUAGGUAUUUUUGCAGAGUUCAUGUUCAUUCCAUUUAUCCUUUUUCCUUUUGACCUGACACGUACAUUUUUUCUUUACUCAUACCAGUUUUUCCAUGACAGUAUUUAACCUUUAGCCUCCCUGCGGUAUGUAUAUACUUCUGCCUUUGAUACCAGGUCACGUGUUCAUAAAACAUUUUUCGGUCUCAGCUGAGUUUAAGUUUGAAAUUUUAAUAUCAAUUUUACUAAAACUUCAAGACUUAAUUCCAAAUGAGACUGACCAUCAAUACUGAAAAGUCAUUUGAAAAUGGUUAUAAACUUAAAAUUUAGCUUUAAACAUGCUAUUUAGAUAUAAAACACAAAUAAAGUUGCAUUAUCAAACUCAGCCGAGACUGAAAAUGCUUUGUAAACACGGGGCCAGAGCAGAUCAAGAUCAGCCUGCACAUCUGUGCAGGUUGAUUAUGAUAUGCACUGUUUGCUAUUCAGUUAGUAAAUUUUCACUGAAUACCCCUUUAAAUAAUAAAUGGAACUGCCUAAACUGAAAGAUAGACUACUCCAUUUUAGAAAUGCAGCUGGUUAAAGGUUAAGUAUCAUUAUGCAAGUUUUAUUUCCAACUUAAUCAGAUAUAAGUGAGCCACGCCAUGAGAAAACCAACAUAGUGGCUUUGCGACCAGCAUCCGCACAGUCUGGUCAGGAUCCUUGCUGUUCGCUAACGGUUUCUAUAAAUGCAAUAGGCUUUGAAAGCGAACAGCAUGGAUCCUGACCAGACUGUUUGGGUGCGCAGGCUGGUCUGGAUCCAUGCUGGUUGCAAAGCUACUAUGUUGAUUUUCCAAUGGCACGGCUCAAUUGUCUUGAAUGUCAUUUUUAACCAGAUUUUAUAAUUUUUAAUUUCAUAGUUUUGUAAGUUUUGAUAACUGAUGUUGUAAGUCUGUGUUUAGAGUUUUGAGCGCUUGCAUUCAAUAAACACAUUUGAGCCACGCCAUAAGAAAACCAACAUAGUGUGUUUGCGACCAGCAUGGAUCCAGACCAGCCUGCACAUCCACGCAGUCUGGUCAGAAGCCAUGCUGUUAGCUUUCAAAGCCGAUUGCAAUUAGAGAAUCCAUGGAUGCGGAGGCUGGUCUGGAUCUAUGCUGGUGGCAAAGCUGCUGUGUUGGUUUUCUCUUGGCGUGGCUCAGUGUACAUUUCAGUGAUGUUUGGUACAUUUGUACUAUGUAUUAUAUUUGUAACUGUAAAAUAUUUAAGUGAAUGUAAAUUAGUGUCUCACUCUUUUGUAUACUAUUUUACCUGUAAUUUAUAUGGAUAUUUUGCAAAAUUCAUAUGUCUAUAAGUUUGUACCACUUGUCACUUCUUGAUGCAUUCACAUUUUAUCGAUUUUUUAGAGAAGAUAUUGUUUAAAAGAUGUGAACAUGCUGCUUUAGUAUGUACAAAAAUAUUUUGCUUUAAUGCAGUUUGCAGAACAGAUUAUUACUUUUUUAGCACACCUGAGCCAAAGGUUCAUGGUGAGCUUUUGUGACUGCUCAGUGUCCACCAUGCGUCAUGUGUCCAUCAACAUUUUCUAAAAAAAUCUUCUUCUUGAAAACCACUGAACAGAAUAACACCAAACUUCACAGGAAUGAUCCUUGGGUAGCCCCCUUUCAAAAUUGUUCAAAGAAUUGAAUUCCAUGCAGAACUCUGGUUGCCAUGGCAACAGAAAGGAAAAACUUUAAAAAUCUUCUUGUCCAAAACCGCAAGACAUAGUGCCUUGAUAUUUGGCCUGUGACAUCGUCUUAUGGUCCUCUGUCAAAAUUGUUCAAAUUAUGCCCUUGGGGUGAAAAGAGGCCCCUCCCCGGGGGUCACAAGUUUUACAUAGACUUAUAUAGGAAAAAACUUUUAAAAUCUUCUUGUCUAAAGCCACAAGACCUUGGCCUUUGAUAUUUAGUAUGUUGCAUAACCUUGUGGUCCUCUGUCAAAAUUGUUCAAUUUAUGCCCCUGGGCUGAAACGAGGCCCAGCCCGGUGGGUGAGGGGGGGGGGUGCGGGGAGUCUCAAGUUUUACAUAGACUUGUAUAGGAAAAACUUUAAAAAUCUUCUUGCCUUAAACUGCAAGGCCUAGCCUAUUGAUAUUUGAUAUGUUGCAUUGCCUUGUGGUCCUCUACCAAAUUGUUCAAAUUAUGCCCCUGGGGAGAAAUUAGGCCCUGCCCUAGGAGGUCCCAAAUUAAACAGAGACUUACAUAGGGGAAAAAAUCUUCUUGUCCGAAAGUUCAAGGCCUAGGCCAUUGAAAUUUGGUAUGUAGCAUUGCCUAGUGGAUCUCUAACAAGAUUGUUCAAAUUAUGCCCCUGGGGUGAAAAGAGGCCCCACCCUGGGGGUCAAUUGUUAUAUGAGUUAUAUAGGAAUAAAUACUUAAAAAAAUAUCAGAUCAUAUUUCCUAGACUGUUUAAUUAUAAUAAUUUCCUGAUGAUCCCCGAGUGAUUAGGGGUCACUUGACCGUGACCUUGACCUACUAACCUACUUUCUUGUUUUUUUAAAGAUACAGCCUUGAAAUUUGGAUGACAUGUACAGUUGUGCUCACCAAUCUUAAAACUGACUUUCAGUGACCAUGCAUGAAUGUGACCUACUGAUCUACUUUCUUAUAUUUUAGCAUCAGUUUGGCAUUUUAAACAUGUGGCUCAUAUUACUCAGGUGAGCGAUUCAGGGUCAUCAUGACCCGCUUGUUUAACAUAUGGAAAAGCUUUCAGAUCGUAUGAAUCUUUUUUCUAUUGACAUAUAUUUUAAAUAUCUUAACAAUGGGAGUGUUUUAUGUGAGCUGCGCCAUGAGAAAACCAACAUAAUGGCUUUGCGACCAGCAUGAAUCCAGACCAGUUUCUGUGUUUUCAUCACUUGAUACAUGUGAAACCUGGUUUUACUUGUAAUUUAUACCAUUAAAACCAUAGGUUUAAUGUAAAACUGCAUUUUGCAAGAUCAAAAGGGGUUCAGCAGAAAUCAAGGUCACAGUUACUAAUUGUACAAAAACCUUUUCCUCUCAAUUUCAUCUGUGAUCCUCAAACUUUCCGGGCACAUUGUAAGUGUGCAGUUGAUGAAACUCAUUGACUUUGAGGUUAUCAGGUCAAAGGUCAAGGUCGCAGUUACUGUUAGUACAAAAAAACCUUUUCUACUCAGUAUUAUGAGAAUGAUUUGAAAUUUGAUCCUUGUCAGGUACACUGAUCUUGAAGUUCAUGGAUCUGAGAUUAAGAUGACACAGACUGUUACUUUCACCAUGAAUCUGUCACAGGUUUUAGGAUCCAUGGUCAAAGUUCAUGGCCAUUGUCAUGUAAAGUUAACGCAGCCAUGGCUUUAAUCAAUUUCAAAGUUAUGUUCAAAAGCAACCAAUCAAACACUUGUGUUUUUUACACUUGUCUGGAAACCAUUGACCUUUGACCUGUUCUAGUCUCGUAUGCAUAAUAAUUAAGAAUCCUCAAACAUUUUAACUUUUUGUGAGAUGUAUUAAAUAGUUUGAUAUGCUAUUAAAAUGGAAUUAAUCUGA